Phalacrocorax carbo (great cormorant) is the source of this 4522-nucleotide messenger RNA. The record is from RefSeq and is a predicted model, not a curated record. Lineage: Eukaryota; Metazoa; Chordata; Aves; Suliformes; Phalacrocoracidae.
CGGCUGCACGCGGCGGGUUUGAAUGACCGGUGCGGCGGAGGCGGUGGCAGGAUGGAGGACGCGGAGCUGCGCUGCACCGUGGCCGUGGAGCAGCCGCUGCCGGGCGGAGAAGCCCCGCGGCGCCGCCUGAUGCGGGGCGCGAUGGUGCUGCUGGGCCGCAACGAGCUGCGGCAGCCGGUGCUGCGAGUGGUCGGUAACGGCGGGGCGGCGGUGCUGAGCUUCGUGCUGGCUGGUGACACCGUGCGGCUCUUCACGCGGUUCGCGGGCGACGGGCGGGCGGCCGUGCGGGUGGGGCCGAGCGGCGCCCAGGUGCUGCUGUCCGACUGUCCCCCAGACGCGCUGCGCCGCUUCCUCCGUCUCCUGCGGCUGAAGGUCGCCGCCGGGCCGCGGGGCGCACGCCGCCUCCCCCGGCUGCUGGACCGGCCGCCGCCGGCCUUCGCCGUUAUCAGCCCGCUGCAGGAGCGAGACCUGCUGCGCGGCCCCGGCCGCCCCCACGGCGGCGAGGCGCGGGGAGAGCGCCCUGCCGAGGUGCCCCGCGCGGAGAGGCGACCCCCGGCCAGGCUCUCGGCGGAGCAGGAGGCGGUCCUGGGCGCCGUGCGGAGCGGGAAGAGCAUCUUCUUCACCGGCUGUGCAGGGACUGGGAAGUCGUUCCUGCUGAAGAAGAUCGUGGGAUCCCUCCCACCCAAGAGCACAUACGCUACAGCCAGCACGGGAGUGGCGGCUUGCCACAUCGGUGGUACCACUCUCCACGCCUUUGCAGGAAUCGGCUCUGGGAAGGCACCUCUGGAACAGUGUAUUCAGCUGGCAGAGAGGCCUGGGGUGCGCCAGCACUGGCUGGCCUGCCAGCACUUAAUUAUUGAUGAGAUCUCAAUGGUGGACGGCAAGUUCUUUGACAGGCUGGAGGCGGUGGCGAGGGCAGUCAGAAAACGGGAUGAGCCUUUUGGAGGAAUUCAGCUGAUCAUCUGUGGGGACUUCUUGCAGCUACCCCCAGUCUGCAAGGCUAAUGAAGAAACCAAGUUCUGCUUCCAGGCAAAAAGCUGGAGGAAAUGCAUCCACAUAAACAUGGAGCUGACCGAAGUGUGGAGACAGACUGACAAGACCUUUGUCUCGCUCUUGAGUGCAGUCCGCUUAGGCAGGUGCACAGAGGAGGUUACCAGACUGUUGAUGCAGACUGCUGCUAACAGGUCUGAGCGUGAUGGGAUCCUGGCUACGCGGCUCUGCACCCAUAAAGAUGAUGUAGCAAUAACUAAUGAGAGAUGCUUGCAACAGCUAUCAGGAGAAUUGUACACUUUUGGGGCUUUGGACAGCGACCCAAUGCUAGUGAAAUUAAUCGAUGCUCAGUGUCCUGUGGGUGGUAGAGUUGAGCUAAAGCUUGGAGCCCAGGUGAUGCUAGCUAAGAAUCUGGAUGUGUCUCAAGGGCUGGUGAAUGGGGCACGAGGAGUUGUUGUAGGAUUUGAAAGUGAACAGAAGGGGCUGCCUAAGGUGAGGUUUCUCUGUGGGGUCACACAGGUCAUCAAAAUGGAGAAAUGGGUCUUCAAAGGUCCAUCAGGAGUUUAUCUGAGUCGUCAACAGUUGCCUUUAAAAUUGGCAUGGGCCAUUUCCAUUCACAAGAGUCAGGGCAUGUCUUUAGACUGUGUGGAAAUCUCCCUGUCCCGUGUAUUUGAGAGUGGGCAGGCUUAUGUAGCCCUCUCCCGAGCCCGCAGCCUUGCAGGUCUCCGUGUUCUGGAUUUUGAUCCGAAAGUAGUGAGAGCUGAUCCUUCUGUGUUGGAGUUCUAUAGACAGCUGAAACGUCAUCAACUUCUACCACAGGAUUCACUACACACCCAUUCAGGUGCUGAUGAGAAGGAGAACUGGAAAUGCAGCUGAGAAUGCUCUUCUGGCCUUUGUGAGGCGUCAGCACUGACUGUUGAGUUGCAGUGAUCUUGCUGUUGAGUAUGUUUGAUAACCUAGAUAAAGUCAAAGGAAUCUUUUCAGAUGUCUAAGCACAUCCAGAGUGAACUGAAUGACGAAGAAGUAUUCUUAUCUCAGUGCCUCUAAAUUUGGAAGGCUUCUGUAGCCCCUUUCUCGGCCCACAGCCUUGAGUAUUCUGUGUCACAGAUGCAACUCUAGCAAACAAAAUGACUGAACAAGGAUGUGCCUGAUGGACCUUCCUACGGUUCUAUCCUGUCUGCCCGGUCACAUUUUACGCUCCACGUAUGUAGACUGAAACUUGUGUGCCUUUCUUCAAGUAUACUACAUUUGAGAGAUGGAAGGUGUGUAUCUUCUUUGCCUGGAUGGAUUUGACCUCUUCACAAGAGCUGCUGACAGAAGGGAAAGCAGUGUGAAGCGUCUGGAAUACAUGCUUGAUUCUGCUGCAAGUGAGGAGCUGCCAGAAGCUGGGCUAUCACUUUAUAACAUGGUGGGGUGUUCUUGCCUUCCAGAUGCUUAACACCAGGAGGCUUUGCAUAACUUACUCCACAAGCAGAACUGUAGCAGUUAGUCACUGCCCGUUAUACUGAUACAUAGCCUUUUUAUUGGUCUGUUGCAUACUAUAAAAUGUCAUUUUUAUUUUUUAACCUGCUGAGAUGAGCUGGCACUGUUUAAAAAUAGGAGAAAGUCCUAUGUCUUGUACCCAUAAUUAUGGAACUCCAAGAAUCAUGAAGAUCCAUACCCCAUUAGCAAGAAGGGAGUGAGAGGAGAUGGGUGCUGGUGAGAGCCCCUCUUGUUUAAACACAUAAGGCUCACUCAAGCAGGAGGGAGUUUCUGCUGGAAACAAUGUGUCUGACUAAUAAGGUGUAAGUUAAAUGUGCAAUAGGGAGUAAUGGCUCAAGCAGAGAUGAGCAGAACUAAUAUACUGUCUUUUUGAAGCCUUAAAGCAGCUUCAGUCUUUGUAUUUUAGCCCAUUGAUUAAAGCUGAAGUAACUUGUAUGGUUUUAAAUGUUUAACGUGCAGGAAUAAUGUGAAAUACCAACAUCCAUCUGGAACUCGUCUCUUACAGGGGAGUGUCUCUGUAACAAAGCCUCUGCAGUUCGAGUGAGUUGAAGGCCACUUCUUGGCAGCUGCUCCUCUUAAAGCCAGGGAAGGAUGUUGACUAGCACAUGGUUAACGUAACAGAAAACAGAUUUUGGUAGGAUUUCAAAAUAUAUUAAGUUUUUAUUUGUUUGGGUUUUUUUUCUGGGCUUGAGGGGUAGAGUUUUGGAGGAAGUUAUAGUAGAACACAGAAGCAUGAGAAUUAUUCAGAGGUGUUUAAUCUAAGAAGGGCAGCUUAAUGUAUUGGCACAUUCUUUCUUCAAUGACGGUAGGUGGGAAGUAGAUGGAAGUACCUGAAGCUGAGGCUGCAGUGUGUGGAAGGUGAGGCCCUUCCUCUCAUGCUACAGGCUCUUCCUGGCACUGUCUCUGGUCUUUCAGACUCCAUGUGUGUGUGUGAAUUUUUUUUUUUUAAACAACUUUGCAAUCUUCCAAAGCUGGUUGUCUGCCUUGGGGAGGAACUGAAAAAUGACCUUCCUAUGCCCACAUCCCUGGGAAGGAGGGUGCUGGUAUGCUAAAGCAUCACUGCUGGGGCAGGUGAGUACUGAGGUGUGAUUCCUUGGCCUGCGGCUCCCAGAGCUGCCACUGGACCUGGGUGAGGGCCAGUGACUCCAUUGCAGUCCUGCACCCACAGGGGAGCUGCUGCAGGUGUCCCCACCCAGCCUGCAGGCUGUGUCCCUGCAGCUGACUACGUGGCAGUACCCAGAUGGGGUGACUAAGCAUGGGGGUGCUCAGGUUCAGCCCUUUCCUCCUGUGGCGGCACACAUGGAGUGCAGGUGUGGCAGGCUGUACCCAGCCUUUCCUUGCAUGCCUCUUGUUCCCUCGGCUGCACAUCAGCCCUACCCUGCCCUGUGUCCCCAUCUUGCAGCGCUCUUGUCCACGCUCAUGCCACUGUUCUGUGGUGGGUGCCCUGGCUGAGCCUCUGCUGUGACACUCAUACUUCCUGUGUCAUUCCAGCUGGGCCUCAGCAUGCAUCCUCCAUCUUUGUCAUGGGCUGACUUUUUGCUUUCAUUUACAUUGUUCUACAGACCAUUGGCUGACAUUGUGCCCAUCCUCCCCUCGUGUUCCUUGUGCAGGUGGUCAGAGGCUGUGGGUGCCUUAAUUGUCAGAGGCAAGGCUGACUUGCAGGCAGAAAAUCCCAAUCGGUAACCUAAAAGCCCAUAUGCUUGGCCAGUGGGCUGGGCUGGGGCCAGUUUGUACUCUUGUGGCUUUUUUGACAUGGGAUGCUGCAGUAUGAGGGCUUUGAGUUGCAUUGGAGGUUGAGGUGAGGCAUCUGAAAUGCUCGGGGAUGUUAAAGAGUUUUACUGUUGGGAUAGACAGUUAGGAAGAAUAUGCCAAGCACUUCCAGUCAUAUACAAUGCAUUGAUCUAUUGCAAGAUUGUGUAGGAGUAAUGAGAUAAUGCAGGUUCAAAUCCUUUAACAUCUCCGAAAAAGUUCCUGUACCACUGUAAUGACAAGAUAAUUUAGAGUGUAAAAGGGUUGAUUAUGUACAAUGCAAACAAACUUUUAAUUGUGA